This is a messenger RNA of Angiostrongylus costaricensis, 759 nucleotides long. The record is from the annotation of a GenBank genome assembly. Lineage: Eukaryota; Metazoa; Nematoda; Chromadorea; Rhabditida; Metastrongylidae.
AUGUCCUCGUCGACGAAGUUAGAAGCGUUAUAUGAAGAAUUGAAACAAGUCGAUGAUGGGACUCAUCCGGAAUACUUGGCGAAAUUGCGGGAGAUAGAAGAACUCUAUGAGGAACAAAAGGAGCGCGAGCAAAUAGCAUAUGAGCUUGCUUUGGAACGGAUAGACUAUGAAUACAAACGGCGAGUACAACAAGCGAAAGAUGAUUUUGAAAGGAAGGAGAAAGAACUUAUGCAAAGCAUGUUAGCGGAACUGGAUGAAAUGGAAAAACGCAUAGAGUGGGAAUAUUCUAACAUGGAUGUUUCUCGUGUUGGGAAUGGAAAUAUCAUUGAUUCUACGAAGAAAACGUUACGGGGCCGAGGAGGGAUUUUGGUCGAACCGCCAACGUAUUUCAAUGCUACUCCAAAGCCUAGCACACAGAACAUUACACCUGAUACGAGAUAUCUACUCACGGAUUCUGAAAUCGCUGAGGAUGUGCGCGCAUUUUCUGGGGAUCAGAGCAGCCCACACAAGGCACAACGACUUUUUGAAGUAAUAUUGGUAAAGCAAAAGUUGACCUAUGAAGGGAAAGUAUACAAACCAGGUGAAGAAGUUCAUGUGGAGAAUAUGGAAUAUGGAAAGUUCCCAGCCAAAAUAGAUUGCAUUUCUGAUGCUGUGGUUUCCUUCAAAUCCACACUGCCUUGGGAUACUAGACAGAUUCAUGCCUCAUAUUCAGAUCUAACCGAAGGACGGGUUCAAAUUGCAAAAAAGAGGAGUAAUUAG